This is a messenger RNA of Engraulis encrasicolus (European anchovy), 11604 nucleotides long. Its product is annotated as titin-like. NCBI's taxonomy places the organism in Eukaryota, Metazoa, Chordata, Actinopteri, Clupeiformes, Engraulidae. Gene Ontology annotation, biological process: sarcomere organization; cardiac muscle tissue development. Gene Ontology annotation, cellular component: M band. The transcript has 2 exons. The record is from RefSeq and is a predicted model, not a curated record. Bases 568 to 10371 code for a protein of 3267 amino acids. Gene Ontology annotation, molecular function: protein binding; structural constituent of muscle.
AGCAUUCCCAGUCUGCCUCAGGAGUAGGGGAUUGCAAGAGAAAAGUAAAGCCACACUCUGUGUGGAUUUGUUUCUUGGGCAUAUCUUGAGGUUCAACUGUUCUCGUUACGGAUUUCUGGACACUUCUUUGGAUAUAGUGCUUGUUUCUACAAUUAAAAAAGUCUCUUCCCACCUUGGAUAGAGAUCAUUGUGACACAAGUUGCCCUGGACAUAUCCAAUCCAAAUUGGGAAUUCCACAUACAAAAAGAGCGCAGCCACGCAAGUGGGGAAAAUCUUUCUACUCAUUGAUACCUUGAUAAAAACGAAAAGGAAGGACUUGAAGACUGGACGCUUCAGAGGACUUGUGGCCUUAAAUUAAUCCUCAUUUCCUAAUGAGGGGACUGUCCUUUAAGUGCACAGAUCCUAAAAAAGAGCAUGAGUGGUUCUUCAGUAUGUCUGUCAAUUAAUAUGGUAUUGGUCAGACAGCAAAACCACCUAAAUCUGCAGAGCUGAUCAAGAUUCAAACUACUGACACCGAAAGCCAACAUUUUUAACUCAUUUACACAUUAAGAGUGUGUGUUCAGAAUCAUGCCAAUGAAUAAAAUAGUUAAGGAUCAAACUGCAGCACCUCAGUUUGACCUCAGUGCAGUCUAUCAGAAGACAGUAGUCGUCAAGGCAGGAGAAAACUUAAAAGUUGAAAUCCCUGUGCUUGGCCAUCCAAGGCCCUCAGUCUUGUGGAAGAGAGGAGACAGAGAACUUCAGCAGAAAGAUGGAAUUAAUAUUGAAAACACAGCAGAUUUAACCAUCUUCAGUAAAAGAGACAUCAAGUGGGAAGACGGCGGAGAGUACACUAUGGUUGGAAAAAAUAACAUGGGAACAGUCACUGAGACGAUCACUGUAAAAGUACAUGAUGUUCCUGGACCCCCAACGGGACCGGUUAUGGUGAAUGACGUGUCCUGUGAUCGCAUUCUGAUUUCCUGGGAGCCCCCAGAAAUUGACGGUGGAGUUCCUGUUACUAACUACAUCGUUGAAAUGAGAGAAACUAUUGGGAAAUCAUGGGUGGAGCUGACAGCAACACUCGUCCGCACAGCAUACAAAGUUGUUCGACUGACAACAGGGACUGAAUAUCAAUUUCGUGUUAGAGCCCAGAACAGGUAUGGUAUUGGCCCCUGCAUAAAAUCCGAACCUGUGGUGGCAGCAUAUCCAUUUGAUGUCCCAGGAAAGCCAGGAACACCUCAGGUUGUUGCAUUUACAAAAGAUGUCAUGACCAUUACCUGGGAUGACCCCGCUUCAGAUGGUGGAAGCCCAGUUUUGGGUUAUCAUAUCGAACGGAAAGAGAAAAACAGCAUCCUGUGGCAAAAAGUCAGCAAAACCCUUGUGAUUGGAAACAGCUACAAAUCACCAGGCCUUAUACAUGGAAUAUCCUACGAGUUCCGUGUGAUCGCUGAGAAUGUAGCUGGCUGGAGCAAACCAAGCUCGCCGUCAGAGACAGCAUAUGCUGUUGACCCUGUAGAUCCUCCAAAACAGCCACAAGCUAUUAACAUUACCAGACAUGAAGUGACUCUGAGCUGGGACAAACCUGAAUUCGAUGGGGGUUUCCCAAUCACUGGUUACACAGUAGAGAAAAAAGAGUUACCUGAUGGCCGCUGGCUGAAAGCCAAUUUCGGUAAUAUUUUAGAUACAACAUUCACUGUCUCUGCGCUCACAGAGGACGCAUCAUAUGAAUUCCGUAUUCUGGCCAAAAAUUCCACUGGGACCGUCAGUAAGCCAUCUCAACCAUCUGAGGUCAUCACCUGUCGAGAGGACAUAGAAAAGCCUAAAAUUGAUGUUGACCUCGUUUUUAAACAUGGAAUUGUUGCGAAAGCAGGAGAAGCCUUCACUCUUGCUGCCACAGUCACCGGAAAACCCAUACCAUCCUUGGUCUGGACGAAAGAGGGAAAACAGCUUGAAUACACAUCAAAAAUGGAAAUCAAAGUCUCAGACCUCACCACAAAACUAAUUAAUAAAGACUCAGUGAGACGAGAUGGUGGCAUGUUUGUUCUCACAGCCAGUAAUGCUGGAGGUGUUGCAAGCCAAGCGUUCAAUGUUAAGGUUCUUGAUAGACCAGGACCUCCAGAUAGUGUCACAGUGUCUGAUGUGACAGCAGAGAAAUGUGCCGUGAAUUGGUUGCCACCUUCACAUGACGGCGGAGCCAAGAUAGAGCAUUAUGUAAUUGAGAAGCGUGAAACAAGCAGAAUUACAUGGACUAGUGUAGCAUCUGAUCUUGAGGUGAAUCGCUAUAAAGUCACUAAAAACAUGCGAAAAGGCAACGAGUAUAUUUUCAGAGUCAUGGCUGUUAAUAAAUAUGGAAUUGGAGAACCAACUGAAUCAGAGCCAACAGUUAUUACAGAUCCAUAUGUACCCUCUGAUCCUCCACAACAACCUGAAGUGACGACUAUUACUAGAGAUUCCAUGGUUGUAUGCUGGGGACACCCAAUAAGCAAUGGUGGGAGUGAAAUCUCCUCUUAUGUAGUUGAAAGAAGGGACAAGACUGGUGUUCGUUGGAUCAAAUGCAACAAGAGGAAUGUGACCGAUCUACGAUUCAAAGUCUCUGGGCUUACUGAGGGUCAUGAAUAUGAGUUCAGAGUUCUAGCAGAGAAUGCAGCAGGCUUAAGCUCGCCAAGUCCAGAAAGUGUUUUCUACAAGGCAUGCGACAAAGCAUUCCCACCUGGUCCAAUUGGCAAUCCAAAAGUGCUGGACACAACCAAGUCCUCUAUUACAGUCGCUUGGAGUAAACCUGUCUACGAUGGUGGCUCUGAAAUCACAGGAUACCAAGUGGAAACCUGCUUACCCAGGGCAGAGGAAUGGAAAAUUGUCUCUCCAAUUAAUGGAUUAACUGCAACGUCAUUCACAAUUACUGGCCUUAAGGAGCAUCAGGAAUACAAAAUUAACAUUUCAGCACUUAACAUUGAAGGGGUUGGUGAACCUACAGCAGUGCCAGGGAGACCAAAAGCUGAAGAGCUGUCAAUUGCUCCUGAAAUUGAGCUUGAUGCAGAGCUGAGAAAGAUUAUUUCUCUUCGUUCUUGUGCCACACUUAGACUAUGUGUUCCCAUUAGUGGAAGACCAACUCCUAAUGUCAAAUGGACAAGGGAGAAUGGUGAAACAAUUGGAAGGGCCAACAUUGAGACCACAGCGUCGUUUACAUCACUCCUGAUUGAUCGUGUUGACCGUUUUGACAGUGGGAGAUACAAUUUAACUGUAGAGAACAACUCUGGAGUCAAAACUGCAUUCAUAACCGUCAGAGUCCUUGACUCACCAGGUGCUCCUCAAAAUCUCACUGUUAAGGAGGUCACAAAAGAUUCCGCCUUUCUUACAUGGGACCCUCCCAUUAUUGAUGGAGGCUCUAAAACAAAACACUAUGUUGUGGAAAAACGUGAAUGUACAAGAAGAGCAUACUGUACAGUAGAUGACUCCUGCCCUAAAACAAGCUUGAGAAUUGGAGAUCUGACAGAGGGAUGUAGCUACUUCUUCAGAGUAAUGGCAGAAAAUGAAUUUGGUGUUGGCAUACCAGCGGAAACUGCUGAUUCUGUCAAAGUCUCUGAAACAGCACUUCCACCAGGUAAAGUCACUGUGAAGGAAGUCACAAACAGAGGUGUUACCUUAACGUGGGAGAAACCUGAUCAUGAUGGAGGCAGCCGUGUAACAGGAUACAUUGUUGAGAUGCAAGAGAAAGGCAGUCGAGAAUGGGCUGAGUGCUCAACUGUUAGAGGUACAGAAGCUGUUAUAUCUGGACUAACACAAGGGAAGGAGUACAGUUUCCGAAUUUCAGCAGUCAAUGAGAAAGGCACGAGUGACCCUCGCCUAUUAGGUGUCCCUGUAGUACCUAAAGACUCUGCCAUCCCACCAACAUUCAAGCUUUUGAUCAGCACAUUCAGUGCUUUAGCUGGCAAUGACCUUAAAAUUGACGUGCCAUAUUCAGCUGAACCACAGGCCUCUGUCACCUGGCUCAAAGACGGUGUUGCCCUGAAACAAACCACAAGAGUCAAUACAGAAGUCACUGACAGGCAUUUGUAUCUUGUAAUCAGGGAGGCCACAAGGGAUGAUGUUGGUAGUUACACUAUUAAACUUACAAACAGAGCCGGUGAGGCCUCAGAAGAUAUUUCUGUUGUUGUUCUGGACAAACCUGGUCCACCAAUUGGUCCCAUAAUCUUUGACGAAGUCACAGCAGACAGCGUUACACUGACGUGGCAACCUCCAGAGUAUGACGGCGGCUGCACUAUCAAUAACUACAUUGUUGAAAAGAGAGACACCUCAACAACAGACUGGCAGAAUGUAUCUGCAACUGUAGCAAGAACUACGAUUAAAGCAGCAAGGCUUAAGACUGACUGUGAGUAUCAAUUCCGAAUUGCUGCAGAAAACCGGUAUGGACAAAGUUCAGCACUGGUGUCUGAAGCAAUAGUUGCCCAGUAUCCAUUUGAUCUUCCAGGUGCCCCUAGUACUCCUACUAUACAGUAUGCAACGAAAGAGAGCAUGCUUGUUGAAUGGAAUGAACCAAUCAGUGAUGGCGGAAGCAAGAUUCUUGGAUAUCAUCUUGAAAGUAAAGAGAGAAAUAGCAUACUUUGGGUGAAACAAAACAAAUUCAUAAUUCCUGAAACAAAGUUCAAAGUCUCUGGCCUUGAUGAAGGCAUAGAAUAUGAAUUCAGGGUGUUUUGUGAAAAUAUCGUUGGUCUCAGCAAAGCCAGCAAAGUUUCAGAAUCAUACCUUGCCAGAGAUCCCUGUGACCCUCCAGGCAAGCCAGAGGCAAUUAUUGUUACUGGAAGUGCUGUUUCCCUCAGAUGGGCCAAACCUGCAUAUAAUGGUGGUAGCAAAAUCACUGGCUAUUUGCUUGAAAAGAGGGAAUUACCAGAUGGCCGCUGGAUGAGAGUCAAUUUUACCAACAUCAUGGAAACUGAAUUUGAGGUCACAGGCCUAGACAGAGAGCAAAAAUAUGAGUUCCGUGUCACUGCAAAAAAUGCAGCUGGAGUAUUCAGUCUGCCAUCAGAAAGCACUGGAAAAAUCACGGCUAAGGAUGAAGUUGACCCACCUUCUAUAGGCAUUGACUCCAAAUACACUGGGUGUCUAAUGAUAAAUGCUGGUGAAUCUUUCAGGAUUGAUGCAGAUAUUCAAGGCAAACCCGUGCCCACGGCCUGCUGGCUUAAGGGUGGUCAAGAGUUGACAAACUCAGCACGUCUCGAGAUUAAAAACACUCAGUUAUCAGCUUCCCUGAAUGUCAGGGAAGCCAUCCGUGUUGAUGGAGGCCAAUACACCCUUCUAGUGCAAAAUACUGGUGGAGAGAAAUCUGUAAAUAUCAAUGUUAAGGUUCUAGAUAGACCAGGCCCACCGGAGGGUCCAAUAAAAAUAUACGGAGUAACAAAUGAAAAAUGUAGCAUUUCUUGGAAACCACCAAAGGAAGAUGGAGGUGCUGACAUAUCCCACUACGUCAUUGAGCGAAGAGAAACAAGCAGAUUAGUGUGGACUAGAGUGGAAUCUGAAGCAAAAGCUCUCACUCAGAAGAUCACAAAACUUUUCCCUGGAAAUGAGUACAUAUUCAGAGUGAUUCCUGUAAACAAGUAUGGAGUUGGUGAGGCACUUGAAUCCAAUCCAGUAAUUGCUGCUAAUCCGUUUGUCGAACCAGGUGCACCAACAACUGUUGAAGUGUCGAAUGUCUCUAAGGAUUCUAUGGUUGUCACUUGGGAAAGACCAUCUGAUGAUGGGGGCAGCAGCAUAACCGGGUAUAUUGUUGAAAAGCGAGACAAGGAUGGAGUACGUUGGACAAGAUGCAACAAGCAUGCUGUCAGUGAACUUCGCUUGAGAGUUACAGGGCUGAUUGAGGGCCAUAGCUAUGAAUUCAGAGUGUCAGCUGAAAAUGAAGCUGGUGUAGGAGAACCUAGCAUCGAAACCAUCUAUGAGAGGGCACUUGAUCCCACAUUCAAACCAGGCCCACCUAAUAAUCCAAAAGUAACCGAUGUUUCAAGAUCAUCUGUAGCCCUAUCAUGGGGCAAACCUAUAUAUGAUGGGGGUUGUGAGAUUCAAGCAUAUGUUGUGGAGAUGCGUGAAACCACUGAUGAUGAAUGGAUUAUGUGUACUCCACCUACAGGAAUAACAGAGACAAGUUUCAAAGUGUGCAAGCUUCUUGAAAACCACAAAUAUAAAUUCAGAAUAUUUGCCAAAAAUAAAAUGGGAGUUGGUGAACAUGCCAAUCUACCUGGCUCUGUCCUUCUUGAGGAAAAACUGGAGGCACCAGAUCUUGAUCUCAAUGCUGAACAAAGAAAAAUAAUAAGUAUCAAAGCUGGAAGCACCCUGAAGUUAUCAAUUCCAAUCAGAGGACGGCCUGCCCCUGAGGUCAGGUGGGGAAAAUCUGAAGGUGACAUUAAAGACACAGCUUCAAUCAACACAACAAGCAGCUACACUUCACUUAUGAUUGAAAGUGUUGAUAGAUUUGACACUGGCAAAUAUACUGUGACUGCAAUAAAUGCAGGUGGAGUGAAAUCUGCCUUCAUCAGUGUGAGAGUGCUUGACACUCCUAGUGAACCACAGAAUUUCACAGUGAAAGACAUCACUAAAGAUUCCAUUACUCUUACUUGGGAGCCACCCGCUUUAGAUAGUGGACUAGCAAUUAAGCAUUACAUUGUAGAGAAGAGGGAGAGUAUAAGAAAGGCUUACUCUACAGUUGCUACUUGCAAUAAGAUGUUAUGGAAGAUAGAAGAGCUCCAAGAAGGUUGCAACUAUUUUUUCAGAGUUCUGGCAGAAAAUGAGUAUGGUAUUGGAUUACCGGCGGAAAGUCCUGAGCCUAUCAAAAUUGCGGAAGUCCCACAACCACCUGGGCGAAUGACUGUUGUCGACGUUACUAAAAACACAAUUAAACUUGCUUGGGAGAAACCUGAUGAUGAUGGAGGUACCAGAAUAAGUCACUAUGAAGUUGAGAUGCAAGUAGAAGACAAAUGGUUGCAGUGUGCACAAGUAAAGACACUGGAAACUGUUAUUGCUAAUUUGGCUCAGGGUCAAGAAUACACAUUUAGAGUCUUUGCCGUCAAUGAUAAAGGCAAAAGUGACCCCAAAAACCUUGGCAGUUUUGUUCAACUGAAGGACCAGAUUGUUCUGCCUGCUGUCAAUCCAAGAUUCAGCAGUUACAGUGUAGCGGUUGGAUCUAAUUUACAAAUAGAAGUUCCAAUAGCUGGACAGCCAAAACCAACAAUCACAUGGACUAAAGAUGGGGCCCGUCUGAGACAGACAACAAGGUUAAAUGUCAUACACACCGAAGAUCACACUAUUUUGACCCUUACAGAGGCUACAAGGGAUGAUGGUGGCACAUAUAACAUAUCAGUGGCCAACAGUUUGGGACGGACUGACGCCAACAUUGAAGUCAUUACACUUGACAAACCUGGCCCACCAACAGGGCCAGUGAGGCUUGAUGAUAUUAGCCCUGAAAGUGUUACCCUCUCUUGGGACCCACCCAGAUAUAUUGGAGGUUGCCAAAUUUCUAAUUACAUUGUUGAGAAGAAAGACACAACAACCACCAACUGGAUUACAGUGUCUGCCACAGUCGCAAGAACAACUCUGAAGAUACCAAGUUUGAGAACUGGUACUGAGUAUCAAUUCAGAGUCUUUGCUGAAAACAGAUAUGGAAGAAGUACUGCUCUUGAUUCUGAACCAGUGGUUGCCCAGUAUCCAUUCAAAGAGCCUGGAUACCCAAGUACACCUUAUGUGACUGCAUAUACAAAAGAAUCUAUGGUAGUGGAAUGGAAUGAACCGGUCUCAGACGGUGGCAGCCCUGUUCUUGGCUAUCACCUUGAGAGGAAGGAGAAAAACAGUAUUCUCUGGACAAAGAUAAACAAAUCCCUCAUCCGUGACACUAGAUUCAAAACAACCCAGCUGGAAGAGGGCAUUGAAUACGAGUUCAGAGUCUCUGCAGAGAACAUUGUUGGCAUUGGUAAAUGCAGCAAAGUCUCUGAGGGCUGUGUGGCACGAGACCCUUGCAACCCACCCGGUAAACCUGUGGCUCUCAUUGUCACCAGACACUCGGUCACAUUGCGCUGGACUUCUCCAGAAUACAAUGGCAACAGUGUGGUCACAGGGUAUGUUGUAGAGAAAAGAGAACUUCCAGAUGGCCGCUGGAUGAAGGCAAAUUUCACAAACAUCACAGACAACGAAUUUUCUGUUGAAGGGCUCGAGGAAGGUGUGGCAUAUGACUUUAAAGUUAUCGCGAGGAAUGCAGCUGGUGCUAUCAGUAAACCAUCUGAGACGACAGGGCCUAUUACAGCAAAGAUUGACGUUGAACCACCAACAUGUGAAAUUGAUCCCAAAUUCAGCCAGAUCUUAGUCUUAAAGGCAGGCGAAUCCUUUAGACUUGAGGCUACAGUGCAAGGUAAGCCAGUGCCCAAUAUUCAGUGGUUCAAGGGGGAUGUAGAAAUUGAAAUGUCACACAAAUAUGAGCUAAAGAAAACAGACUUUAAAGUUGUGCUCAUUGUUAGGGAUGCAGUGAGAAUAGAUAGUGGGCAAUACACUUUGCACCUUACAAAUGUAGGCGGAACCAAAACCGCUUCCUACAAUGUUAAAGUUCUUGACAGACCCGGACCCCCUAAAGGACCACUACUUGUUACUGGCGUGACAUGUGAAAAAUGUGCACUGUCUUGGCUACCUCCUGAGCAAGAUGGUGGCAGCCGUGUGUCUCACUAUGCGAUCCAAAAGAGAGAAACAAGCCAUCUUUCAUGGACUAUAGUUGCCAAUGAGUGUGAAACAACUGUAUUCAAAGUGACUAAGCUCGUUAAAGGAAAUGAAUACAUUUUCCGUGUAAUGGCUGUCAAUGUGCAUGGCACUGGAGAACCUCUGGAGUCUCUACCAGUAGCCAUAAAAGACCCAUAUGUCGCUCCUGAUCCACCUAAGGAAAUAGAAAUCACCAACAUCUCAAGUGAUUCCAUGACCUUAUGCUGGAGCCGAUCAGAGAAUGACGGUGGCAGUGAAAUCACUGGGUACUUUGUAGAGAAGAGGGACAAAGCAGGAGUCAGAUGGACAAGAUGCAAUAAACAUGAUAUAACAGAGCUACGUUUCCGAGUGACAGGACUUACAGAAGACCAUGAAUAUGAGUUUAGGGUUUCAGCAGAAAAUGCAGCCGGACCUGGAGAACCAAGCCCUCCAACUGCUUUUUUCAAAGCCUGUGACCCCACAUUUAAACCUGGCCCGCCCAUUCACGCUCAUGUUCUUGACACCACCAACAAUUCCAUCACAUUGGCAUGGGGUAGACCAAUAUAUGAUGGUGGAUGUGAAAUUCAGGGAUAUAAAGUGGAAAUUACCAAAGUGCAUGAAGAGGAAUGGAGCACCUGCUCACCACUAGGUGGACUGGAUGCCACAGUAUGUACUAUUCCCAACCUCAAAGAACACCAAGAAUAUCACAUUCGGGUUCGUGCCAUCAACAAAGAAGGUGCUGGGGAACCAGUUGUGCUACCUGGACCAAUUAAGGCUGUAGAUUACAUGCUCGCUCCAGAAAUAGAGCUUGACCCAGCUCUGAGAAAGGGUGUUGUUGUUCGUGCCGGCGGAUAUCUGAAACUUUGGAUACCCUUCAAAGGAGUCCCUAUCCCAGAAGUCGACUGGGCCAAAGAUAAUGGAGACCUUCCUAAAAAAGCUCAUGUUGAGAAUGGCUCUGAUUACACAGUGUUAUCAAUUGACAGCUGUGACAGAGAAGAUUCCGGGAAAUACACACUAGAGUUGAUAAACAGCAGUGGAAUCAGGACGGCAUUUGUGCAUGUCAAAGUGCUUGACACUCCCGGACCCCCACUAAACCUGACAGUGAAGGACAUAGCAAAGAAUUCUGUAACAUUGUCUUGGGAGCCCCCAGCUGUUGACGGCGGUGCAAGUAUAAAGCGCUAUAUUGUGGACAAGCGUGAAUCAACCAGACAGUCAUAUACCAAUGUUACCAAUGAGUGCACCAGUUCCUCUAUACGCAUCAGAGAUCUUGACGAAGGUGUCUUUUAUUAUUUCAGAGUAAUGGCUGAGAAUGAAUUUGGAGUUGGCGUGGCUGCAGAAACAGAAGAGCCCAUCAAGACUGCAGAGGUCCCUUUGUCUGUGGGCAAGGUCUCCUUAAUUGAUGUUAUGAUGAAUUCAGUCUUACUGUCAUGGGAAAAACCAGACUGUGAUGGUGGAAGCAGGAUCCAGGGAUACUACAUUGAAUGGCAAUGUGACGGGUCAGAAGAAUGGAUUAUGGCAGCCACCACUAAGUGUUGUGAUGGCGCAGUUUCUGACCUCAGUGCUGGUGAAUACCAAUUCAGAGUUUCAGCUUUCAAUGACAAAGGAACAAGUGAGCCAAGACUUCUGGCUGCCACUGUAGUUAUAAGUGACUCUGGGGCCUGUGGAGUCUGUGAUUGCAAGCAAAUGAUUUAAGAUUUCUGAUACUAAUUCAACCGUUGAUCAUGUGUUGCGUGCCUUGUCAAAUGUGUUUCUGCUAAGCUGAUAGUCACUGUACCCUUGCACCAGAACACAUGGCACGCUAGGCCUCCAUUUAAAUAUACAACACAGACAUUCAGAAUGUCUUCUGAGAACACAGAGUCAUGGUAUCAAAAUCAGCCUCAGCGUCAACAAUAGCUGGUGGUGAUGGAACACCCAAGCGAUCAUUUUCAGAAUAUUGAAAAUCAUCCUGAGAACCAAAAUAGUCUCAGAUGUUCACAAACAGCAACUCAUCACACUGUCCACAUCCUCAGCAUUGAAAGAAUAAGACAAUAAUGGAUGUCAUAUAAUUCCAGGACCAUUAUGAAUUCCACAGUAAAAUACACUGGAGACAACCAAAAUAAUACAGAAACAGGAUUCAAUGAUUCAUUCAGAAACAGGACUGAAUGGCAGCAGCAAGUCUGUAUGCAACAGCACCCACAAUCCAUUUGCAUCUGUGAUGGCAAAAUCGAUUAUGGACGAGACAACAAUACACAACCAGUUGGGGGGGGAUUAUGGUGAUUACUAUUCAUACUUUGUCUGGUCAGGAUCACUCUUUGUCAUUCUAGUUAAAAGAAAGACUGCCUAUGCAAAGUAUCAAUGUUUCUCAACUAAUACAGCCUUUUGUGCACUAUGGCAUGGCUGUCCUUGUACACAAACUCACUAAUAUGUGGGCUUAGAUCGAAUUUGCACUAUGACUGAGGGUCACAUGAGCUCAAAAUAUUAUUUUUUAUAUAUAUCUAUAUUAACUACUCUUGUUUGUCAUAGGACUUCCUGGAAGCUUAAAACAGACCUGUAAUUCCCAUGCAAACCAAGAAGAUUAGAAAAAAUAGGAUUAUUAACAGUAAAUGUGUUUUUACUCUCGCAAUAUACUGUAAAUGCAGUGUAAUGAUGGGUCUAUUUUUAACUUUGUGUGUUGUGAAUAAUGCCUGACAGAACAAUGUAAGGUUUAUACAUUCAGCUGAAAGUAAUACUGUAUCUGCCCUACUGAUGCAGCCAAAUGUUGCAGCUAUUGUCUCAUUGUCUUCAUAUAAUUUUAAAGACAGAGCACAGCAGCCCUUUAACCGCCCAGCAAUGACAUAUUCCCCAUGUUUUAUUUAAUUUAUAGCCUUUAUAGGUCAGUGUUUGUGUAUUGAUUUAUUUUGUCUUUUACUAAUUUUUCCUUCCAAUAAAUUGUUAUAUUCUGAUCCA